AUGAAGUUUACCGCAGCCCUUGCCCUCCUCCCCCUCGCCGCCUCCGCGUGGGAGCUGACCACCGGCUACUGGAAGAGCUCCGAGACCGAUGUCUGCGCAAAGGCUUUCUUGCCCAAAGGAUUCCAUGUCACCAUUAACGAGCUCCUUCCAGGCCAGAAAGUUUUCUUCUUCUCGGAUGAUGAAUGCGAGGACCUGGCGUUCUCUGUUCACGACGUGGGUACCGUGAAGCUCGAGAGUCGGGUGAAGAGCUUCACUGUAUUGGACUUUGAGCAAAAGCAAGAUUUGAAAUAG
Aspergillus bombycis is the source of this 291-nucleotide messenger RNA. RefSeq lists its product as uncharacterized. The transcript has a single exon. NCBI's taxonomy places the organism in Eukaryota, Fungi, Ascomycota, Eurotiomycetes, Eurotiales, Aspergillaceae. The coding region runs from base 1 to 291 and encodes 96 amino acids. The record is from RefSeq and is a predicted model, not a curated record.